AUGUCUGAUGAACUAGAAGCCAGGAUGUGGGACGAUGGAGGAUCUCGAUAUGAGUCCAGAAGUCGUGGCGCUUAUUUCGAGUCGGCGUUUGCUUCGUCUGAACAUUUAGAUAGAGCUCCUUUGUUGUCUGAAGAGACAUACACGGAUGUGCCAGUAUCAUCGUCUGCAGAGGGCGAGGAGCAUUGUCACUGGAAGCCACAAGCUGAGCCGCGCAGCGCCGUGCCGCAACUACUCACGGCGCUUGUUCUCUGCGGCUUUUUUAUGGUAUGCGAGCUGAUCGGCGGUUACUUAGCUGGCAGUUUAUCAGUGAUGUCAGAUGCUGCGCACAUGCUUAGUGACUGUGGGGGAUUCGCUUUAGCGCUUCUCGCUUUCCACUGCGCUAAGAGACAGCCGGACGUUCGCAUGUCUUAUGGUUAUAAGCGGGCCGAGGUGCUGGGCGCGAUGGUGUCAGUUCUCCUGAUCUGGAUAUUGACGGGCGUGUUUGUAUACGUGGCCGCUGUACGGCUGCACUCGGGCGAGUACAAUAUAGAACCAGAUAUCAUGAUGGUGGUGUCCACGUGCGGUGUUGUGUUCAACGUGGUACUAGCGCUGGUGUUACACGGGUGUGCUUCUGACAUUGCGCACCAUCACACGCACGGCGGGGCGUCGUGUUCUCAUACUCACACACACUCUGAACCAUCGCGUCCAAUAUGGCGGCUGUUCAGAAGGAACAGGGAGCAGAAACAGCAGAGCUCGAACGGCGCUCUAGUCAACGGAGAUUAUGCUAUGAAAGAUCUGUCCAGUACCGAGGCUAGCGUAGUCGGCGCACAAACAAGGAAUAUAAAUCUUCGUGCAGCCCUGAUACACGUGAUCGGUGAUCUGAUACAGAGCUGCGGAGUGCUUCUCGCUUCCAUCGUCAUCAAGAUCUAUCCGGCGGCUAAGUUCGUGGACCCGUUGUGUACAUUCGUGUUCAGCGUGCUGGUGCUGAUGACGUCAGCGCGCGUCGUACGUGACGCGCUCGCUAUGCUCAUGCAGGCCGUGCCCAAUAACUUCAGGUAUCGUGACGUGGUCCGCGCUAUGGGCGCUAUAAGCGGCGUGCGUCACGUGCACUCGUUACACGCGUGGGCGCUCGCCACGCAUCACAUCGUGCUAACCGCGCACGUAGCCAUAGACGAGCUGACAGAACCGGAGUUAGUGUUGCGCGCGUGUCAGCAAGUGGCGCGCGAGUACGGCGCUCAGUCCGUCACUGUGCAGGUGGAGAGGUUCCAAGCGCGCAUGCUCGCCUGCGACGACUGUAGGCAGCCCGCUCACACGCCCUGA
Diatraea saccharalis (sugarcane borer) is the source of this 1299-nucleotide messenger RNA. The record is from the annotation of a GenBank genome assembly. Lineage: Eukaryota; Metazoa; Arthropoda; Insecta; Lepidoptera; Crambidae.